AUGAGUGAUAAGAGGCAAGGGAGACUAGGAACAAAAGUGUAUGAAGAUUCAGCACAAAUCCAAAAAUCUCGAAAGCUCAUCACAUUGGAAGAAUUCUUCCCUAGGAAAUUCUUUCAAAAUGACUCAGCCGAGGCCGUCCACACAAUUUCUCGUUGCGAAAUCCAGGACGAAAAGGAGGACGUUGACCAUGAUGAUCCAAAAGAGACCUUGUCAUCUUUGGAGAAAUUCCAAUCUCAGGUCGAUGAAGUUGAACCCUUGCAAUCCCCCACAUCACCAAAAGAAGUGCUCACCCGAGCUCUUGAGGAGCCAGAGAUAUACGCCCCUCAUACCAAUACGCUUCAACAAACACAGGGAUGUUACGCAUGCUCUCCAGACUUGACUUUCACUGAUGAGGAUCUAUUGUUAGGCUCUAAGCCCCACAAUCGCCCACUCUAUGUCUCUGGUUAUGCUCGUGAACAAAGGAUCGAGCGUAUCCUUGUUGAUGGAGGUUCAGCCGUUAACAUACUUCCAAAAAUGACCAUGAAACGACUAGGUUUUACUAUGGAAGAAUUAUCACACAGUCGUUUGGUCAUCCAAGGUUUUAAUCAAGGAGGACAACGUGCAAUCGGCCUGAUCCACCUAGAAUUAUCCAUUGGAGAAUUGAAAAGCAACGUCUUGUUCCACGUCAUUGACGCUAAAACGACCUACAACAUGUUGUUAGGACGUCCUUGGAUCCAUGAAAAUGGAAUAGUGCCAUCAACCUUGCAUCAAUGCUUCAACUUCUUUCAAAAUGGAAUAAAAAAGGUCGAUGCCGAUUUAAAGCCUUUUGCAGAAACCGAAGCUCAUUUUGCUGAUGCAAAAUUUUAUGCAAAAGAAGACAUUUCUAGCGAGGUUCUUCCAGUUGAGAUCCUGUCUAUGAAAAGUAAACAGGAUGAAAAAGAGCAUGUUAAAUUCAUCGCCAAAAAGGACAUUUCUUCCCCAAAGAAAGGCCCAGAACCCUUCCUCCGGUAUAUACCAUUAUCACACCGCAAGAAUGGACAAUCACCAUUCGCGGAAUGCCUUCAACCUACAAAAGACAUGGGAAGACCUGCAAAGCUCACGAUGGAGGAUGUAGCCAUAUUGAAAGAAGAUCAUGUCAUGCCUUUAACUUCAUCCACAAAUCCUUUGCCCUCGAAGCCGUUAAAUGGAUUCGUGAGGUCUUUGCAAACUCCGAUAGAGCAUGGUAUUCUACCAAGUGGGCGGACAAAAGAAUGGUUCGACCCAAAGGCAUAUAGGCUGUUAGCCAAAACAGGCUACGAUUUCUCAAAACGAGAAGACUUAGGGAAGCUAAUUCCAGAAGCCACCGGAGAAAAGAUGCAUGGCCUUAGCAAAACACAAAGGAAAAUGCGGCUUGAAGGGCAUGAAAUUCAUAUCCCAAAGACCGGAUUAGGUUAUACUCCCGAACAACCAGCUCAGAUAUGGAUCAAGAAAAGAAGCGAACCUUCAAGUUCCCAAUACAUAACGGUGGAGGUCGGCGAAAGUUCAAAUCAAAGAAAAGACCAUUCUUCACCCCAUGUUUCAGUGUUUGAUCGCAUCGAGGCCUCGUCAUCACGAAUCACAGUGUUCGAUAGGUUAAAUACAACUUGUUUAACACCAAAUCGAGACACCCUUGCUUGUAAAUCAGUCUUUGAUCGACUGGGGGCAACGAAAAGGCCUAUUGAUAGUCAUUCUCAAAGUUCAAUAAACUUUGACGUUCAAGGGGAGAAGAAAGCCAAUGAUGAGAUUCGCAGUAGCAUUCCUUCACGCAUGAAACAAGAGAGUACACUGUCAGAUGCUGAAGCAACCAAUGAAGAGGUCGAUGAAGCUCCUCCAGCCUUGGAAGAUGGAGGACAAGCUACAGUUGAUGAACUUAAAGAGAUCAAUUUAGGAACUGUUGAAGAACCCCGGCCAACUUUCAUCAGUGCGCUUCUUACCCCUGAAGAAGAGGAAGGAUACCUCAAGCUCCUAGUAGAGUACAAAGAUGUGUUCGCUUGGACUUACAAGGAAAUGCCUGGGCUCAAUCUGAGUAUUGCUCUACACCAUUUGGCAGUAAAGAAGGGCGUGCGCCCAGUCAAACAAGCUCAAAGACGCUUUCGGCCAGAGCUUAUCCCUCAAAUAGAAACCGAGGUCAAUAAGCUCAUUGAAGCAGGCUUCAUUCGUGAAGUACAGUACCCGGAAUGGAUCGCUAACAUCGUCCCUGUCAAAAAGAAGAAUGGACAAAUCCGAGUGUGCGUUGACUUUCGAGAUUUAAACAAUGCAUGUCCCAAGGAUGAUUUUCCAUUACCCAUCACUGAGGUCAUGGUUGAUGCCACUACUGGUCAUGAAGCUUUAUCUUUCAUGGAUGGAUCUUUGGGUUACAACCAAAUUCGAAUGAAUCCUAAGGAUGAGCAGCUUACAGCUUUCCGUACCCCUAAAGGAAUUUACUGUUACAAAGUGAUGCCCUUUGGGCUAAAGAAUGCUGGUGCUACUUAUCAACGGGCCAUGCAGAAGAUCUUUGAUAAUGUACUUCAUAAAUACGUGGAGUGUUAUGUCGAUGAUUUGGUGGUUAAAACAAAAAGGAGGGAAGACCAUCUGGCAGAUCUACGAUCCGUGUUCACCCGACUGAGAAAGUAUCAGCUUAAAAUGAACCCCCGCAAAUGCGCUUUUGGCGUAACAUCUGGAAAAUUUCUUGGUUUCAUUGUGAGGCACCGCGGUAUUGAAAUUGACCAGUCCAAAAUUGAAGCUAUCCAGAAAAUGCCAGAGCCCAAGAAUCUACGAGAACUUAGAGGCUUGCAGGGAAAACUGGCCUACAUACGACGAUUUAUCUCGAAUUUGGCCGGUAGAUGUCAACCUUUCAAUAGAUUGAUGAAAAAGGAUGUGCACUUUGAAUGGGAUGAGGCUUGUAGCAAUGCUUUUGCGCUCAUCAAAAGGUACUUGCUUAAUCCUCCAGUUUUAGGUGCUCCUAUCCCAGGAAAGCCUUUGGUGCUGUAUAUUGCGGCCCAAGAAAGGUCUCUAGGUGCUCUUAUGGCGCAGGAAAAUAAAGAGGGGAAAGAAAGAGCCCUUUAUUAUCUAAGUCGAACUCUCAAUGGGGCUGAAUUAAAUUACUCUCCUAUCGAAAAGAUGUGCCUCGCUCUUUUCUUUGCCAUAGACAAACUGGAGCACUACAUGCAAGCAUAUACAGUCUGUUUGAUAGCAAAGGCGGAUCCGAUCAAAUAUGUCCUCUCCAGGCCAGUGGUUUCGGGUCGUAUAGCUCGAUGGGCAGUCUUGCUACAACAAUAUGACCUUGCAUACAUUCCACAAAAAGCUGUCAAAGGACAAGCAUUGGCAGAUUUCUUAGCUGAUCACCCAGUUCCAUCUGAUUGGGAGUUCUCUGAUGAUUUCCCGGAUGAAGAUGUGUUUUACAUUGAAGAAAUGCCACCAUGGAUUAUGUUUUUCGAUGGGGCUGCACGUCGAGAAGGAGCGGGGGCAGGUGUUGUGUUUGUUUCUCCACAAAGGCAAAUACUUCUGUACUCGUUCUCAUUAAGCGAACUUUGCUCUAACAAUGUAGCUGAAUAUCAAGCAUUGAUUAUUGGUCUACAAAUGGCCAUUGAGAUGGGCAUAGCGCAGCUUGAGAUCUUUGGGGAUUCCAAAUUAAUUAUCAACCAAAUCUUGGAGCAAUAUGACGUUAAGAAAGAAGACCUCAUCCCCUUUUGCAAAUAUGCGAAGAAAUUGCUAGCAAAUUUUGAGGCCACCACAUUGGAGCAUAUACCAAGGAAGGAGAAUAGACAGGCCGAUGCUUUAGCUAAUUUGGCUACUGCCUUAGCAUUAUCCCAAGAAGAGACAACCAAAGUUGCUAUUUCCCAAAGGUGGGUGGUACCUCUCGUAGUUGAAGAAGAAGAGGAAGAGCAAGCCAACAUCAUUUCUGUAUGCCUUGUCGAAAAAGAAGAUUGGCGACAAGUGAUCAUUGAAUACCUUCAACAUGGAAGACUCCCGGAUGAUAAACGCCACAGGACUGAAAUUCGGCGGAGGGCUGCUCGAUUCAUUUACUAUAAAGACACUCUCUUCCGCCGUUCAUUUGAUGGAUUGUUUCUCCGUUGCUUAGGAGAGGAGGAGGCUAAACAAGCCUUAGAGGAGGCUCAUUCUGGCAUAUGCGGCGCACAUCAGUCAGGUCCUAAGUUACACUAUAGGAUCAAACGAAUGGGUUACUAUUGGCCUACGAUGGUACAAGAUUCUAUGGAGUGCGCUAAGAAGUGCGAAGCUUGUCAAUAUCACGCGAACUUCAUCCAUCAGCCGCUAGAACCUCUACACCCAACUGUAGCUUCUUGGCCUUUUGAUGCAUGGGGUCUUGAUGCAAUAGGGCCAUUACCAAAGUCAUCCGGUGGCCACUUGUACAUCUUGGCCGCAACUGACUACUUCUCAAAAUGGGCGGAGGCUGUACCCCUUAGGGAAGUGAAGAAAGAAACGGUGGUCAAUUUCAUUCGAACUCAUUUGAUCUAUCGGUAUGGUGUCCCUCGGUAUAUCAUAACUGAUAAUGGCAAACCAUUCUACAAUAGGCUGAUGACAGAGCUAUGCGAGAAGUUUGAAUUUAAACAAUACAACUCCUCCAUGUACAAUGCCCCGGCAAAUGGACUAGCUGAAGCGUUUAACAAAACACUGGGCAGUUUGUUGAAAAAAGUGGUAUCCAAGACAAAGCGAGACUGGCAUGAAAGAAUCGGAGAAGCAUUAUGGGCAUACCGAACAACAUUUCGAACGCCUACUCAAGCAACGCCCUAUUCUCUUGUCUACGGAGUUGAAGCCGUCCUUCCGUUAGAACGCCAAAUCCCAUCAUUACGGAUUGCCAUUCAAGAAGGAUUGACUGGAGAAGAAAAUGCCAAGCUCAGGUUGCAAGAAUUAGAGGCGCUUGAUGAAAAAAGGCUCGAGGCCCAACAACGCCUUGAAUGCUACCAAGCUCGUCUUUCAAGUGCAUUCAAUAAAAGAGUCAAGCCACGAUCAUUCCAAGUUGGUGACUUAGUCCUCGCCGUUCGAAGACCUAUCAUCACAACUCAUCGUACAGGCAAUAAAUCUUCCUAG
Messenger RNA from Quercus lobata, 5025 nucleotides. RefSeq lists its product as uncharacterized. NCBI's taxonomy places the organism in Eukaryota, Viridiplantae, Streptophyta, Magnoliopsida, Fagales, Fagaceae. Gene Ontology annotation, biological process: DNA integration. Bases 1 to 5025 code for a protein of 1674 amino acids. The transcript has 3 exons. The record is from RefSeq and is a predicted model, not a curated record. Gene Ontology annotation, molecular function: nucleic acid binding; RNA-DNA hybrid ribonuclease activity.